AUGUCAGGAAUCAAGCAUUACGUGUCGUUGGCUGCCGUCUUAUUAGCCGUUUUUCAUAAUACAGUAGCAUUGCAAAAGACUGCAGCGUAUCCAAGGAUUGCAGCGUAUCCAGAAAAUCCAGGUCCCGAUACUGGCUUGCCAUUCACCAGUAACUUGAGCAUCAUGGAGUUUAUCGAUAUGUGUACUUCUCACAUAUAUUUUGAUGGUUAUGGUGAAUGUCAGUAUCUCUCUGACGAUUCGAUACGUCAAAUCAAUCUCUACAAUGACUUAUCCUACGGUGAAAUGGAUAGAUUUGGGCAGGAAAGGGAGAGGGUCAAACAGGAAAAACAGGAAAAACAGGCAAUGGAAAGAGCUGGGAAAUCACGGCUGUUUGACGCCCUGGAUAACCCAGCCGCAGUUCACCAGCUGAUUGUGGAAGGGGAAGACGCCAACUAUGAAGAUUUUCUCGGAGCAACUCCACUGCACUGGGUAUUCUCACAAGAGACCCCGAAUCUAGAAUCUGCGGAUAUAAUUCAUCAAAAUGGAGGGAAUAUAGAUAGCCAGGACUACCAGGGAAACACGCCUCUCGAGUAUGCCGUUCGCCACGCAAAGACCGCGGCAGGGGCAGAGUGGCUUCUAGCCAAAGGCGCAGAUCCAAACAUCAAGACGAAACAGAAUCUCUUGCUAUUUGCCUCGUCUCAAGGCAAAAUCGACAUCCUUAAGAUGUUGCUGGAAGCUGGGGCGGAUCCAAACACGCCACGACACUUCCCGCCGCUCUUCUCCGCCAUGGGACUAGGAAAGCUUUUCAACGAGACGGUAGAUUUAUUUCUCGCACACGGGGCCAAUCCUGUUGCCCGGACAAAUGGGGAUAUGACGCCUUUGGCCUAUGCCGCUCGCCACGGCAAUUCUUCUGGCCGCUUGAGCGUGAUUCGCAAAGUGUAUGAACAGGCACAGCGUCGAGGCACUCCCUAUACCGCAGAACAGCUGGGCAAGGCUCUUUCUGAAUAUCGUGGCAUAAACUAUCCCCGAGACUUUUUCGAACAGUUUCUGGAGUGGAACGUGGAUGUGAAUCAAAAAAUAGCUCGCCCACACGGAGGCUUCACUCGGCCUUUGAUUAUUGCCUGCGGCGAUGCUGGCGUUGACAUGGACGCCGUUCGGCAUCUGCUAAGUUUGGGGGCGGAUCCAACUUUGACAGAUGACGAUGGAAACACUCCGCUUCAUGCAGCGAUACACACAGGAGCACCAGAUACGGCGCUGUUCUUACUAGAGAUUCUUGACGCCCAGGCGAUUGACCAAGUAAAUAAGCAUGGCCAGACAGCUUUGCAUUUCGCCUGCGGGGGGGUUCACCCGGAUGCUUUCAAUGCCCGCUGGAAUAAGAGAUUCCUCCUAGUCCCUGAACUAGGAGGCUUUUUCAAAGACGAAGCGGUGCGUCAGUUCAAAGACACGACUAUUAUUACUCAUCGUGCAGAAACUCAAAUCGCACGCCGCAUGCGCCUCAUCCCGGCUCUGCUCAGCAAGGGGGCAUCCCCAUACGCGCAGGAUUCUCCCACAGGCGCCACGCCAUUGCACUACGUGUGCAGGCUUGGAGUUGCUGAGAUUGUGACUGCUUUCCUGCAGGGCUGUUCUGGGAAAUGCCUGCAAGUAAAGGACAAUCUGGGCCAGACGGCAUUGCACUGGGCGGCCGUAUACGGCAAAGCCGGCGCCGUGAAGGCGCUCCAGCAAUGGUCCCAAACAGAACAAGAUUUCGUAGGCGACGACGGAGGACCGUACGGGCGAAAUCUCCCCUGCGUGGCGGACAAAGAUGGUCGCCUGCCGCUUCAUCUUGCCGCAAUGAAGGGCCACGACGAUGCCAUGGAUGUGUUGCUAGAGUACACUCCCGCCACGCACUACAAAGCCAAAGACGUGGACGGCCGCACGCCUUUGUGGUAUGCCGAGGAAUGGUUCGAAGACACAGACUAUGGGAGCUGCGUUUUAUAUAGAGACGACGACUGUGCGGGCAAGAUUCAUAGGAAGUUGGACAGUGUGCGCGUUAAUCCGCGUUACUACUAUGCUUUUGCUGCUGUGGCUUCUUUGGUGGGUGUGGCGGUCAUCUUUCGGUCUGCUAUUGCUGGUGCUGCGGGUGCUGUUGUUGAUUUGGGCUGUAGGCUCUGUGUGAAGGCGUGGGAAGGGGGAGAAGUUGGUUGGCGAUGGGGGCUGGUUGCGUGGCGAUGGGGAGUGGUUGCGUGGCGAUGUGCUGUAGCUGGUGCUGUGGCUGGGUGGCGAUCUAUGCGAGAUGAGUUUCACAAGAGCCAGGAAGGAUACAAGUCAAUCUCACAAUGAUAGUAUUUGCAGCAGACACAUGUUUACAUAUAUAUUUAUACAUAUGCUGCCCUGGGCAUCAUCGCCCAAGUGCCGUGAAUCUGAUCUGCUGUCUGUAAACUAUGUAUAGUACAACUCUUCCUUGAUGCCUUUUAUAAAAACAAAAGGCUUUCCCAUCUCAAAAUGAUUCCAUCAUUAAUGCUUAUAAAGGCCAUGCAUGCAGGUAAUGUAUGCCAAAUAUGCCAUUUGUGCAAAAGCAAAAUGAGCAAAAAAAAAAAAAAAAAAAAAAAAUACACAAAAAAACAAAUAACUUUUUUUGUUUGUCCCUCCCUUCCUAAAAAAAAAAAAACGCCAUGAAAAGUUUCAAAAGAUGCCCAAAAUUGUUGGUCAAUGCUGUGAUGUGUCGAAUAAAUCAGAGCGACGAGGUGUAAAGCACACGGGUUCUCUGUCCAGAUGCCGAGUUGCAUGUGAAUACUUUUAGAAAAAAAAGUGAGACAUUUGGCUGGCCAAACAAUGAUAAUGGCAAUGACAAAGCAAGAAGUAAGUAAUUCAUGUUGUCCCUUUUGCGCAUGUGCCUGUCGGCAUCUGAAACUGCAAAUCAAAAAGAUUGUGUCCUUCACAUGUCUUCUUGUGUUGGUACAUAUGCAUUGCUCGCAACAGUAAAUGCCGCCGUCAUGCUCUCGUCAUGUACUCCGUUGCAUUGUCGCGAGGCAGUGUCCCUAAUUGGACAACAGCGGUUAAGCUCAACUUGUUGACAAGUAAAAAGCCGCGCAUAGCUCGAUGCUGCUGCCGCAGUUGUCGUGAAAGAAAAACAAAUUGGUGGUGACAAUGCAUUACUCAUAGCGGCCC
Messenger RNA from Trichoderma atroviride IMI 206040, 3126 nucleotides. RefSeq lists its product as uncharacterized. Gene Ontology annotation, cellular component: ciliary inversin compartment. Lineage: Eukaryota; Fungi; Ascomycota; Sordariomycetes; Hypocreales; Hypocreaceae. The record is from RefSeq and is a predicted model, not a curated record. Gene Ontology annotation, biological process: protein localization to ciliary inversin compartment. Gene Ontology annotation, molecular function: protein binding.